AUGACACUCGACCGUGUCGAAUGCGGCGACCCCCCUCCCGCCCGAGCUGCUUUCGAUCAUCUUCCGGCAUGUGCGGGGACCACACCGAGCACACUUGCGCCUCGCCUGCCGGGCGAGUUGGAGCGGGAAAUCUGUGGGCUUGCAGGUUGGGCAGAUGAGCAGACAAUGCUGCAACUGUCGAUUGUCGCGCGCCGAUUUUACGAAUGGGUUAGACCACUGCGCCUCCGUGUCGUGUCGCUGUGGAGUAACCAAGAGCUCGCGCACUUCCUCAAGCUGUUUCCCCCGUCUGACCCAAAGGAAGUGGCCAGCCCGGCGAGCGCAUUACCCAGGCCCGACUCCAAUUACAUCCGUCAUCUUGCGCUGUCCUGCUCAAUGGAGCGCUCGACUGUCGCGCACAUCCUAAGCGUGACAAAGAACCUGACCAAUCUGGCGCUCUGGACGGGAAGCACGUCCCCCCCGCUGCUCCCUAUGCUGCAGCCUCUGACACAGCUAAGACGCCUCUCUGUCAACCUCGCCGAGCUUCUCUGGGAGGAUGGGAACGACACUUCAGUCCCGAGCGCAGCAAAGCUCGCGCCGCUGGCGCAACUCACGCACCUACACGUCACGAUCCCCGCAUUCAGCCUGAUGUCAUCGAAUCUUAUUCCUGUGUUCGCGGCGCUCCCCGCGCUGACGCAUCUCGCUUUAUCGGAUAUGCCUCAGGCGGAGUUUCUGCAAUGGGUGCUGGUACCGGGCGGCGCAAAGUUAACUUUGCGCGUAGUGGUUGUGGUAUGGACGUUCGCGGCCGCCGAGGAAGAUGUGGAGGAUUUCGACGACGCCGCGGCCCAGUGCGAAUCAGAGUUGUCAGCGGACCUCCCGCGGUUCUGUGUUUUGUAUUGUACCGACCUUCAGAGCGACUGGCAGAGUGGCGCAUGGGGGGAUAGCGUUAAUAUCUGGACAAGAGCCGAAGCGCGCUUGAAAUGGCGGGCCACGGAGCGGCAGAAAAAGCUGGCAACUGGGGAGAGGAAAGCCUUACCAUCUCAGUGA
This is a messenger RNA of Mycena indigotica, 1023 nucleotides long. RefSeq lists its product as uncharacterized. The transcript has 3 exons. The record is from RefSeq and is a predicted model, not a curated record. Lineage: Eukaryota; Fungi; Basidiomycota; Agaricomycetes; Agaricales; Mycenaceae. The coding region runs from base 1 to 1023 and encodes 340 amino acids.